This is a messenger RNA of Diversispora eburnea, 1248 nucleotides long. The record is from the annotation of a GenBank genome assembly. NCBI's taxonomy places the organism in Eukaryota, Fungi, Glomeromycota, Glomeromycetes, Diversisporales, Diversisporaceae.
AUGGAUUAUAUAUCAAAUCAACUUGCGGAAAAUAACGAAAGUUAUAUGAAUACUUUGAACGCGACAGAUUUUACAAUACUUUCUACUAAUGACCCCAUGCUUGAUUACUUGACAAACUUCGACACGACAAACACGACCGAGAAGUUAAAGAAUGCGGAUCCGCAAGAAGUACUUGAAACUUUAGAUUUAAAUAGACAACUUCAAACAGAAUUGGAUAAAUUUAGAGAGGAAAUUGAAGUUGCCCAACAAAGAAAUAUAACACUUCAAACACGUCUUAGACAAUUAAAACUUGAAGAAACUGUUGAUUCGGAAAAAAACAAUUUAAUAUCACCGGGAUCUCAGAAAACAUUUGGGCCGCCUUUUUUUGGUGAUGCAGACGGAAACACUCCACCCGAAAAUGAAGAUGAAAAGAAUAAUCAACCAUUAAUUUUUAAAAGCACAAGAUGGACUCAGCAUGAGAAAGAUGCUCUUAGAAGAGGAGUCAAAGAUCAUAAUAUGAAGCGAGAAGCACUGAGAGCUCUUCGAGAAAAAAAUACCGAAAGAACAAUUUCUUUAUGGUGUCGAAGAUGUGGAUUGGGCACAAUUGGCGAAACAAUAUAUUGUGUAAUUCAAUGGACUAAUCACGAUCAUCCUUGCAUAAAUAAUAAUGAAUGGACCACUCAAGAAACAAAAAAAUUGCUUGAAGUAGCGAAACAGAAUGAAUAUAGAAAUUGGGUUAAGAUCGCGUUAGAUUUGGGAACGAACAGAACAGCUGCUGAAUGCUUUAAACAAUACAAUAGACAAUCAUCCAAUCCUCGAAAAUGGACAAAAGAGGAAGAUGAAAUAUUAACUCGAGCUGUUGAUCUCUAUGGAGAAAAAAAUUGGCAACAAGUUGCACAUUGUCUUGAUAAUAGAACAGGACAACAAUGCUUACAUCGAUGGACCAAAACAUUAAAUCCCGCAAUUCGACGAGGGCGAUGGAAAAAGGAAGAUGAUGAGGCGCUCAAAAAUGCAGUUUCGAUUUACGGACCAGGCAAUUGGAUGAAAAUACAACAAUAUGUACUGGGUAGAACUGAUGUUCAAUGUCGUGAGAGAUGGAUGAAUGUACUUAACGAAAAGUUAUUGAGUUUAGUACAGAAUAUCGGAUUAGGGAAAUGGUCAAAGAUUUCAACUUUUAUGGACGGAAGAACAGAUAAUCAGUGUUGGCGUCGAUAUAAAAUAUUGAAAAAACAAGCUGCGAAGAGGAACAUUAACAGAUCUCUAAUUUAG